GCAGGUAACGAAAGGGCAACGAGCAGCCGGUUGCAAGAAUAACGCAAGACCUUCGCGUUCAAAAACAAACCCUGUUAAAACUGUGUUUAUUUUUUAGUUCAUUGUGUUGUGUUCACCGUACACCUUUCCGGGUCAAAAACAUUACCGUGCUUUUGCAGUGGCUUUUUAAGUUGUGUCAUUUUCAUGUUAGGUGCGCAGAAAUUGUCCUCACCCCCACUGAGUACUAAUGCUGCUCUCUUUCUUGAAACAUGUCUGAAGUCACCCUGCUUCGUUUUCCUGCUGUUGUUAGAGACAUGAGUACAGAGAAAUAUUUCCCUAUUAUGAGAAAAACAACAACAAAUGUGGUGAUAAAUGGCAACCGAAACUGCUUCAGUUAGAGACUGUAGCGUCUGGUGGCGGAACUCUCCACUUGGAUAGAACAGACCUGGUUUAAAGAUGUCAGGAGAUGCUCAGCUCCAGCCAGUUGCUGUCUAUUGGCAUUGGGCCCCCGUGUUGGCAGAUAUUUUGUUCUUUAUGAGGAGCCAGAAAUCUGGACAUCAUGGACCAUAUUUGCAUUUUAAAAUAAUGGCUCCAAGUCCAGGCCAAACAACACAAGUCAUAGGCCAGGUGCAAUCCCAGGCCAGUAGUUGGCUAGCUUUUGUCUAAAGUAUAAGCUCUUUAAAACAGGGACUUAUUUUGUUCAUUGAUAGUCUCCAUGCCGGUAACAGGUCCCCUCAGAUAUUUGGUAGUCAAUAAACUUGUUGAAUAAAAGAAAGAUGACAGGGACACUGUUCUUAAAAAGUUUUAGGGAUUAGGUGGUAGUGAUUGCCUAAAACAUUUCUCCAGAGAGAAAGAUGAUAAUAUCUAUUGAGCACCUAUUAUAUAUUGUACAUAAAAGUACGUUAUCUCAUUUAAUGCUUCUACAAGCCUACUUAGGGUUUUUCCCUCCCCUGCUUUCUAUGAGGAAACAGGCGGAGAGAGGUGAAGUCACUUGCCCAAGACCAUGCGGCCAGUCAAUGAAAAGCCAGUGGCCUCUGAUGCAACUGCAAGUCUACUGAUUUGCUGUUUGAGCAAACCCAUUCAUUUCUGGGGGCUAGAAAGCUGCAAGAUGGGUUCUUGUCCUAAACCAUUUGUAGCUGUGGACUCACCAGAUGAAAGCCAGUGGGAUGAAACCACUUGCGACCUGGCCGUUUGUCAGCAUCCACAGUGCUGGGCAACUGUCCGCCGGAUUGAGAGGGGCCGCCCUCGAAUCCUGGGCUCCCCCUGCGAAACUCCUCCAGAUGCUGAAGACAAACUCCCAGUGCUCACCAUUGUAAACAUCUCAGAUUCCUGCUUCCGGGCCAAGAGACUUGCUCAUCGUCGUUUCUCAGGAUUUACCUUCACCAAGGCUCACUCUUUAUUGUCUCGAGGUUCAAAGUUUGACUGCAAAUUUCGAGGCAGGCCUCGGAACGCUUUACCUGACAAAGAUUUAAUCAACCAUACUAAUAGAUCUCCUGAAGGAAGUCACAGAUCAAAAAAGUUUUCAGUGCUGAAUUUGAAUGAGACACAACUUCCCUGCCCUCAAGAUGUUAGAAAUAUGGCUGUAAUCUGGAUCCCAGAAGAACCAGGGAAGCACGUGAGUCUAGCUGAGAAGAAGCAUGUUGUUCCCAGCCAGGAUGUGGAGAAGAAAGGAAAGAAAUCUACAGUGAAAGACAAGUCAUCUCUGGUUCUUUCCGGAAAACAGAACACAGAAAUCCAGUUGGGACCUCCAGGGAUGACUGUGCCUCCGCCCUCUCCAGUACACUUUUUUGAGCAACUAAAUUCAGAAUUCAUACCUUCCUGGAACCAGUUUGACAUGUUACCUCAGGAUCUGUUGAAGGACCUUUUGCCAGAUGAAGGGAAAACCAUGCUUUGUCCAGAGAUGAAGACGCAAUUGGCCAUGAUGAGAAAGAAACUUCCUUUGGAAAAGAGCCGCCCUGACAGUGCCAUUUCUGCUAAGAUGUUCUUAUUUGUACACCCCCUCACCCUGCAGAGACCAGCAUUGAGAUAUCCUGGACAUUUGAAGAGAUUAUAUUAUAACCUGAAUACAGAAGAUAGGUUUUCUGGUGCUGCCAGAUCUCCAGGUCACAGGGAGCAGCAGCAGCAGCAGCAACAGAGGAAGGUGAAGACGCCUCCUAAGAAACAGGAGGCUAAGAAGAAGUCCAAGGGUGAUCCAGGGAGCCAGAACACUUCACGUGAACGUUCAGGUCACAGAACUCCACCAGGUCAAGAAAGUGACAAAAAGCAGCAGCAGCAGGUGAAGAGAGAAGGCCCCACCUUGAAACAGGAUUCCACAGAAAGACCACAGAUGGACUACUCUGCAAACUACCUGGAUUCCUUCCCCAGCAAGGAGAAUCCUGAAUUAUCCAAGACAGAACCCACUAAUGAGGACAUCAGUGCUCAGAUGGAGGUUGUGCUGGCAGCCCAAGAGAGGACCCCAGAGGACCUUUCAGCCAGUACGUCUAGAACAAGCUGGAACCCUGAGCUCAAACUACUGAGGAUUCUUCAGGCCACUGAUGAUGAGGACGAGGACGACCCAUGUUCUGGGGCACAGAGUGAAGAGUCUCUGGAGGCAUAGGUGGAAGGCAUCAUCGGGGCAGGAUGCUUGGACUCCUGUGGACAACGACCUUGAACAUAAAGGCAGAAAGGAGAGGGGACUUCUGCUCCCUGGAGCCUUUACCAGGGCCUCACCUUAGGGAUUCUGUUUUCUUCAUUCACUUCCACUUGCCUCUAAAAUAAGAGAGGAAGAGAAAGCCCCGCCCCUUUUAAACUUAGGUUGUUUCUCCUCCAUUAGGGCCAGAAUAAUUAUAGUGAUUAAACACAGCUCCUGCUAAAUCAAAAGACUCAUUCUCUGUUUCUGGGAGGGGAGGAGAGAUAUUUCUU
Molecule: messenger RNA, 2880 nt
Organism: Diceros bicornis minor
Lineage: Eukaryota; Metazoa; Chordata; Mammalia; Perissodactyla; Rhinocerotidae
Gene: C28H9orf43
Product: chromosome 28 C9orf43 homolog
Exons: 14
Coding region: 983-2575 (530 amino acids)
Source: RefSeq, a predicted model, not a curated record